GUGCGCGUGCGCAUCAUAUAAAUAAACCCCACCGAUGCUCGCGCUCCACCGAUUGACUCAGGUGAGGACCGCGCUCCACUGACAAACGCAGUAGCCUAAAUUCCGGAGAAUUCGUGGAAUCUGACAGCAGCACUGAGAUUAACGUGAAUUUCCCUCAAUGAAGCUGCACGUGCUGCUCAUGGCGGUGUCUCUUGGUGUGUUCCUCUCGCGCUCUGGUGAGUCCGCUCCAGGACACACGGACACGCAGCUGCCGGUUCUGACGCACUUAGGAGAGGAGUACUUCAUCAGACUGGACAACGACCAGAGAUCACCGCCGCACACCGAGGCACUUCAGCUUCAGCUCACGCAGCGGUUGUUAGGAGGUCAGGUCGGUAAUAAAAUCAUGCACAGUCUCGAAGCGCGCGAGCGCCGUUCCGAAGAACCUCCCAUUUCACUGGAUCUGACUUUCCACCUGUUGCGCGAGGUGCUGCAGAUGGCACGAGCCGAACAACAGGCACAGCGGGUGAGCAAAAAUCGCAAGAUGAUGGACUUCUUCGGGAAAUAAAACAUAUGAGUUACAUCGAAAGUGUUUUUUAUUUGCAUUUCUAUUGUUGCAAAAGACAUGUUUUGA
This is a messenger RNA of Xyrauchen texanus (razorback sucker), 610 nucleotides long. RefSeq names its product corticoliberin-1 (gene crha). Gene Ontology annotation, molecular function: hormone activity. The record is from RefSeq and is a predicted model, not a curated record. The transcript has 2 exons. The coding region runs from base 158 to 544 and encodes 128 amino acids. NCBI's taxonomy places the organism in Eukaryota, Metazoa, Chordata, Actinopteri, Cypriniformes, Catostomidae. Gene Ontology annotation, cellular component: extracellular region.